Messenger RNA from Topomyia yanbarensis, 4260 nucleotides. RefSeq lists its product as uncharacterized. The transcript has 3 exons. The coding region runs from base 433 to 4260 and encodes 1275 amino acids. The record is from RefSeq and is a predicted model, not a curated record. Lineage: Eukaryota; Metazoa; Arthropoda; Insecta; Diptera; Culicidae.
UUAACAUAAUAGCCAGCUCACUAGCAGAAUUCUCCAUUCGCUCCUUGCUACGAUUCGCUUAUCGACCAAAAACCUGUCAGAAUUCCCUGAUCGUAUUCGAAUAGACGAGAGGCAGAAAAGGACUAAACGUGAGUAAUUUAAAUAUGAAAUUAUAAUGCGCAUACCAUACAAUAUUUAUACUUACACAUAUGAGUUAUAUAUGUAUAUUUAGUUACGGUCUACUUAUCUAAACUUAUAACUAUGCGAAAAUGCGAGAUAAAAUUACAGUAGAACUUAUUGUUUUCUCGAUAGGAAAAUUAUAAUCUCCCGUUACAAAACCCGAGCGUUUUAUUGGGGAUUACGAUUCCGGAAACUACCUUCUGUCAAACGGUUGACCAAAGUCAACAAAUUAUAAUUUUCGUUUACGCGAAUAUCUACGUUUAAUUCUCGGGUAUGUCGAACCGAAAUAGAGCCAAACAGAGUGGAAAAAGCACUUCAGAGGGUGCCAAAGAUAAUGCUACUGGGGCGUGGCUAAAACCUGUAGGAAGGGGUGUGUCGGACAGUGGAAAAGUGUGUGGUAGUGGUAAAAUUGGACAGGUGGCCUUGAAAGUUCCAAGGGAUAAGCAGUUCGAUGAUACUGUACCCGGCUGGGCGUGUAAAAUCUGCCAGGGAGCGGAUACCGAAGAUAUGGUACAAUGCGAUGUUUGCGAUAAGUGGCAUCAUUAUGAGUGUGUUGGAGUAGCAGAUGAUAUUGCGAACGUGAGCUGGAGGUGUCCCAACUGCGUAGCUGAAAGGGAGUACCAGCGUAAGCUGCAGCCGAUCCCAAAAUAUGCAGGUGGUCUAGAGAAAUCGUCUAAACAAAAUCAAACCGGUGGUGAUUCGGUUAUGCCUGCGGUCCCGAAGAUUAAUGCGCCGAUUGGAUUACCCAUCGCAGUAGGUGUGGCGGGCCUCUCGAUUUCGUCUGGACGAAAUCCAAUAGUUUCCAAAAUGGUUGCGGCAUUGGAGGUCAAGCAGUUUAAACACAGUCAAUCUGUUACGUUGCCGGUGCAUCCCAAUUCGGACACGAAGGCGACUAUAUUGGCGAAUAGAGCACGGUCAGCAACUUCACAAUCGUGCUCGAUAAAGUCGCUCUUGAAGCUAGAACUUCAAAAAUUAGAAGAGGAGCGGGCUUUCGAACAACAGGAGGCGGAGAGGCGUAGAAUGCUGGAGCAGGAGGAAGCAAAAAGACGACGAGAUUUUGAGCUGCGUGAAGCGGAGAAGUAUCGUGAAUACAUCAAGAAGAAGUAUGCUCUACUUGAAGAAAUGUCGAACCGGUCUGAUUCAAGUCGCAGCGAGGCGGCGAGCAGAGUUGAUGAUUGGGUAAACAGCGUAAAUAUUCUGCAACAAAGAGGGAGGAAAGUUACUCAGACCGCUGGCGGCUUCAAUCCACAGCGACACUCUACUCAGCAUCAAUUCACGUUUCCGGACCAUGAUGAUAUUCCCCGAAGUAAUGCACCAGCCGUAGGUUCCAUUAUUGGAAGCGCAUGUAACGUUCGAAAUGAUUCAAUGGUGCCGGCCGACCGAACCCGUUCCCGUUCCGAUUCUACAAUACACGGUAGCGAACAUCCGCUCACGCGAUCCGUACAAAUGACGCAACAAGUUAGUCGGUUGCCAGUAGACGAAGAAGACGACACGGACUUUUGCCAGCUCAGCAAGAAACAGUUGGCCGCACGUCAAGCGAUUUCAAAGGACCUGCCUGUCUUUUCGGGUAAACCAGAAGAGUGGCCCAUUUUUAUUUCAGUCUACAAUAGUACUACGGCUAUGUGUGGAUUCUCAGACGAAGAGAACAUCAUCCGGCUUCAAAGGUGCCUGAAGGGGAAAGCUUACGAGGCGGUACAAAGUCGACUGUUGUAUCCAUCCAACGCUUCCGGUGUGAUUGCAACAUUGCGAAUGCUUUAUGGACAACCAGAGGCUAUCGUCAACUCGUUGAUAGGGAAAAUCAACGCACUUCCCCCACUGCGGGAAGAUAAGCUGGAAACAAUCGUAGACUUUGCUGUGAACGUGCAGAAUUUCUGUGCAACAGUUGACGCCUGCGGUAUUGCAGACUAUAUGUAUAACAUUUCUCUGCUACACCAACUUGUUAGCAAGCUUCCGCCGACCAUCAAGUUGGAUUGGGCGCGAUACCGGCUGACUCUGUCUACUGUCAAUCUAGCGACGUUUGGAGAUUGGGUGUACUCAUUGGCGGAGGCAGCCAGUGCAAUAACUAUCCCAUCGGUUAUGAUGGAGUCCAAGCCAGCACGUUUCGAGGCUAGAGCGACUAAAAGGGAAAGUGCCUACCUUAAUGCCCAUGCCGAAACGUCACGCCAAGCUUCUGCAUCCCUGCACACACUUCAGUCCAGUGCAAAUGUGAAACGAUCGUUCGAUAAUAGUUGCCCCAUCUGCAAAGGUAGCUGUAACGCAGUCGCCAAAUGUAAGCGCUUUCAGGAGCUGUCCCGGGAUUCACGAUGGGCCGCAGUGCGAGAAUUCGAUUUAUGUCGCAGAUGUCUCCGCAAACACGUUAGGGACGGCUGCACUGCUAAACUAUGCGGAAAAAACGGUUGUACGCGGAUGCAUCAUGAACUACUGCACAACGAUCAAAAGGACGAUUCGCCUGCCACGAUUACAUCGCCGGAGUUGCCUACGGAGAAGCAGAGUGGUGAACCAUCCCAUGGAUGUAACAUACAUCAUUCCAACUCUAGUGCCGUGUUGUUCCGAUACCUUCCGGUUGUGUUACACGGCAAACACCGGUCGAUUCGUACGCAUGCUUUCUUCGACGAGGGGUCAGAGUUAACACUACUCGACCAGGAACUUUCAGAAGAGUUGAUGCUGGAAGGAAAUGUGCAACCGUUGUGUCUGAGAUGGACCGGAGGCUCCCAACGAAAUGAGACGAACUCCCGAGUCGUCAGCCUGGAAGUAUCAGGAAUACAAAAUUCUGCCAAAAAAUUCAAGCUCAACAGCGUGCGCACUGUUGAAAGCCUACUUUUACCGCACCAAACGCUCGACACGGAGGAAUUGGCGCAACUCUACCCGCAUAUCCGCGGACUGCCCAUUGAAUCAUAUAGCGACGCAAGACCACGUAUACUGAUCGGAAUGAAGCACCUAGGAGUCAGUGUAGUGCUUAAGACCAAAGAGGGUGGAUACGAUGAACCAAUUGCAGUAAAAACACGGCUAGGAUGGACCGUUUGUGGCGGAUGGAAGCUGCAUGAAACCCUUGCUGCUGGACAAUGUGCGUUUCAUGUGUGUGUAGAUGCAGAACACUCCGACGAGAACUUGCAUCAAGCCGUGAAGGCUUAUUUCGCAAUGGAUAGCCUAGGCAUCACAAAAUCCGACAAGGUUAUUCUAUCUUCCGAAGAUCAACGUGCUGAGAAUAUCUUGAAGUCUCGUACCCAACUUGUUGGCAAUCGCUAUGAAACUGGUCUACUUUGGCGCUACGAAGAUAUCCGUCUACCUGAUAGCCGUGAAAUGGCUCUUCGUCGACACCAAAGCCUUAUUACACGAAUGGACAAAGACCCGUUCUUAGCGGAGGCACUCCAACAGAUGAUUUCCGACUACGUUGCGAAAGGGUAUGCAAGGAAACUUAGCGACGACGAACUCAAACAAACGUUUCCGCGCGUCUGGUAUCUUCCAGUGUUCCCGGUAACAAACCCGAAUAAGCCCGGAAAAGUGCGAUUGGUUUGGGACGCAGCGGCCAAAAGUUUCGGGAUCUCAUUGAACUCCGUUCUGCUAAAAGGACCAGAUUACCUUUGCUCGUUAUUUGCUAUCCUGCUUCAAUUUCGAGAAGGACGAAUAGGUCUAGCUGGGGACGUGCGCGAGAUGUUCCACCAGAUACGUAUCCGUGACGAAGACCAACAGUGCCAACGCUUUUUCUGGACCGACAAGGACGGCAAUUUGGCGACCUACGUCAUGAGCGUGAUGACGUUCGGUGCCUGCUGUUCGCCUAGCAGCGCGCAGUAUGCGAUGACUUUAAACGCUGAACGAUUUUCUCACGAGUUUCCUACAGCGGCGAAGGUUAUAAUAAAGCGACACUACGUUGAUGACAUGCUGGUUAGCACUAAUUCGGAACAAGAUGCCAUUCGUAUUGCAGAGGACGUGCACUAUGUACACUCUCGAGGUGGUUUUGAAAUCCGCAACUGGAUCAGUAAUUCCAAACGGGUCUUGGGGUGUUUAAAACAAGAUAAGACCCACGAGAAAAAUCUGGAUCUCUCGCCCGAAUUGUCCACCGAGAAAGUGCUUGGGAUGUCAACGAUGCCCCACGAAACGUGA